Messenger RNA from Leptopilina boulardi, 1785 nucleotides. RefSeq names its product repetitive organellar protein-like. Bases 138 to 1586 code for a protein of 482 amino acids. NCBI's taxonomy places the organism in Eukaryota, Metazoa, Arthropoda, Insecta, Hymenoptera, Figitidae. The record is from RefSeq and is a predicted model, not a curated record. The transcript has 2 exons.
GUUCGUCAGUUGUUGUUUACGUUCGCGUCAGUGAAACUUUUUUUUAAUCAUUUUUUGCAAACAAACUUUAAUUUUAAAUUAAAAAAAAAAAAUUACAUUUCGUUAAUUUAAAAAAAAAUUCUUUUUUUUCUUUCGCAAUGGCCGAGGGCGGGAAAUUUAUUAUUCGUCCGAAAGUUCGAUUUUGUCAAUGGGAAAACGACGACGACGAUGAUAAUGACAAUCAGGAACUUGAAUCUUAUUUAAAUAAACCGACAAUUAAAAAUAUUGUGACAAUUGAAAAACCUUAUAAAAUUAUUGAUGAUAGAAAAAUAAAAUCAAGGGAAAAUUCACCAUUAGAUGAUAAUUAUUUAAAUGAUAAUGAAAAUUAUAAAAAUAGUGAUAAUAGUGAAAAUUGUGAAAAUUAUGAAAAUAGUUCGAAAAUUUCUCAAAAAAAUUCCAUUCAUGAUGAAUUUAAUAAUUAUACACCAUCUUUUGAUGAUUCUUCUUUUUCGUCAUGGUUAAAAAGUGAAAUUUCCCAUAAUCCAAAAAUAAUACAAGUCGAUGUUCACGCUGAGGAUUUAAUUGAAAAUAAUCCACUUAAUGAUGAUGAGAAAAAUCCAUUUUUCAAUAAAAAAGAACAUUUAUUUCGCGAUAAUUUAAAUUUAAGUGAAACAAAAAUUUUUGACGAGGAAAAAAAUGAAAAUUCCAAAUUUGAAAUGAAAAAUUUAUCUAAAAUUGAAGAAAAUUCUUUAUCAUUGGAUAAAAUUUCAAAUACACAAUUAUUAAAAAUUCCCGAGAAUUUGAAAAUUAAUGAAAAAAAAUUAAAAACAAAACUUGAUAAGAAACAAUUAAAUUCAAUAAAUCGUUUAACAAAAGUAAAAUCGCCAAAAAAAAAAAAUUUACCCGAAUUAACGAAAUUUUGCACAGCAAGACCAUUGGGAUUUAUUCAAAGAAGUUCAAAAAAACCAAUAAAAGUUGCGGGUAUAAUGCCAUGUUUAAAGGCAAAAAUUAUGGCUAAUGGAAAAAUUUCGCCAAUUAAAAAAAAUGUUUUACGCAAUAUUCAAGUGAAGGGGAAAAAAAAUUUAAUUUCUAAUAAUAAUAAUAAUAAUUUACAAAUGAAAAAGGAAUUGAAUUUUAAUUUAUUAAAAAAAAAUGAGGAAAUAAUAAUGGAACAAAAUAUAGAGAAAUUAUCGAAACCAAAAUAUAAUUCAAUUAUGAAUACAAUUAAUAAAUUGAAACAAGUGCAAAAGGAAAAUAUUGUCACUGAUGUUGAACAUUUGCCGCCAAUUUAUAAGAGUUUAGUUAAUGGAAAGGUCGCAAGUUCCUUGGAUUUUCCGCCGGAUGAGGCAAUUUUCAAAAAUUUAAUAAAUCUCUCAAUAGACGAAACACAAUUGCCAAUGAGAAUAACAAGAAGCAAAGAUCCUGAACCACGACAACGUGAUGCUGUGCCAAAAUUAUCCGAUUUUUUUCAACCAAAAUAUGCCGAUGAAUAUUGCACGGCAGUUUGUGCAAAACCAAGAAAUCCCGAGCAAUUUGAAAAUUGGAAUGCAUUUCGUAUUAGUGACAAAAUUCGCAGUUGGAAAUGGAAUAUGGACUUUGUUCAUUAAUGAAAAAAAAAAAAAAAAAAACAUAAACAAAAAAAUUAGCUCAACAAAAAUUAUCAAAGAAGAAAAAGUAUUUUUUUUUUUUAAAUAAUCUCCUUUUUUUUUGCUAAAUAAUGUGUAAAUUAAAUUUUUUAAGAUACUUUUCUUUUUUUUCUAUAACUGUACAAUUUUUUAUAGUAAAUUUUUCUAGAAAAAAAAUAAA